AUGAUUUCAAUCCUAUAUACAUCUCCAAAAACACAACAAACAAAAAUUGUUCUGUAUGAACAGAUCUCGACCCCUGUUGUAUUCCUAGAUCAGACACUUUUGGUUUUCGAUAUUGAACAAAGCAAGAAUGCUUCACAGACGAUUAAUAUAAGCCGAGUACCAAAAGCAGGGCUAGUCUCUUUUCGAUUCCAGACCAAUGCACCAACAAGAUACAUUGUUAGUCCGAACUGCGGAGUGCUUGAAAACGACAAGCCUGUCCCAAUUAGGAUCGAGCUUGUAGAAAAUCGAUAUAAUCCUCAGCACAAAUUGAUAGUACAGGCAAUAUCAAUACCGACAAAGGAACAGUGGAAGACGAUAUGGGAAGAUCCCAAAAUCGAAGAACCAGGAGCUUUUCAAACGAUUUGGAUUGAACUGGGGACAACUCUAAUGAGUCUUGAGCAAACACUAAACCUUGCUGAUCCAAGUGAAUCAAAAGGGGUGUCAGUGGUGCAGUUACUAAAUGCGAGCAACACUAAAGGAGCUGGUAGAGUGAAAGAGUUACAAGAUUUGAAAGCGAUGUUACGAGCGGAUAAUGAGACGUUACAAAAAAAUGUCGAACAAACGAAGAACCUCAAAAACGUAAUCGAAAAGCAGUUGAAGGAAAGAACUGCGGAAGCAAAAGAACUACAAGAAAAAGAGGAAAAACUGACAGCAGAACAGGAUCGUCUAAAUGCGGAUUUGGCGCGAGAUGAAAGUGAGCUGAGAAUAUUGAAAGAACGACGAGGAGACAAUUGCAAGAUAAUUCCCAGCUUUCUGAAAGGCCUGUCAACAGACGCUAGGAAAGAAUACUAUGGUAUCCUAAGAAAAGCUAAUGAAACGAUUGCUCAGCAAAAACAACAAAUUCUGGAGUGGGCUGGAAAGCACAACGUAACGGAUAAAGUGAAAAAAUUCGAUGAAGAUUUGAAGAAACACCAAAUGGAAGUAAAGAAGAACGUCACUGAUGUAUUGAGUGCACUACCUAAAAUCCAUGAACAAUUUUUGAAGAUUGUAGAGGAUGAAAACCAAUCUCACAAUCAGAUGAGGCAUAAAAUCGAAGAACUGGCCAGAAAUCACACUAAGGAAUUUGAUGCUUUAAUGUACAUUUCAACUCAUCUACAUGUGCACCAUCGUCGUCAUCAUAAACGACAUGUUAAAAAACAUUCCAAGAAACAUGCUAAACAUUAUAAGUGAAGGAGAUUUCUUUCGUGGAAGGAGGCCAAUCUUGUCAAUCAACAAAAUUUAUGAUUAUCUGUUUGAAUAAAUCGUCACGGUUCGAUGUUUAUAGGAAACGUUCUUGAAAAUUUCCGGACUUUCAAAGCUUAACGAUUAUGUUCAAACUACUGGAUAAAACUAACAAGGGAAGGAUAUUAACUUAGAUUCCCCUUUUAAAAUGUGACACAUAAAUUUGGAAU
This is a messenger RNA of Cylicocyclus nassatus, 1430 nucleotides long. NCBI's taxonomy places the organism in Eukaryota, Metazoa, Nematoda, Chromadorea, Rhabditida, Strongylidae. The record is from the annotation of a GenBank genome assembly.